Messenger RNA from Hylaeus volcanicus, 9835 nucleotides. Its product is annotated as guanylate cyclase alpha-like. The transcript has 33 exons. Lineage: Eukaryota; Metazoa; Arthropoda; Insecta; Hymenoptera; Colletidae. The coding region runs from base 636 to 9557 and encodes 2973 amino acids. Gene Ontology annotation, molecular function: nucleotide binding; ATPase-coupled intramembrane lipid carrier activity. The record is from RefSeq and is a predicted model, not a curated record. Gene Ontology annotation, cellular component: plasma membrane. Gene Ontology annotation, biological process: cyclic nucleotide biosynthetic process; intracellular signal transduction; phospholipid translocation.
UUAUUAGGAAUUCAAUUAUUUCUGCAUCAUUGCUGUUUUGUCAAUUACCAUAUUAAUUAUGAAAUAACUUUUUCCUUCGAAUUUAAACUAAGUACUGAAAGCGGGUUCUGAAUUGUGUCUGAUACUCAGACUGAAUACAUUAGUAUUAGUAUUUUGUCAUAGUUUCUCAUUUUGGAUGCUUUCUUGUAGCUUAUAUUAAGGUUUCUACAGAAACGUUUUUCGAAAAAAAAUAUUCUUAGUAAUCUUUUAAACAAUAAUUCAGCAUUUUUUUUUUUCAUAGUAAAGUAUUGUUUACGUCUAAAUAAACUGGCUAAACCAAAAUGAGUUUUAAUGAAAGGACAAAUUAUUUUUUCAAAAAUUUUUUAAGUAAUCAUCAAAUUUGAAAAUUCUAAUGUAAAUUACUAAAAACAACAAUCGAGUAUGGUUUAUUUCCGAUUUAUCACUCCAACAAUUAAUUUCUCUACGAAUUCGUCCCCCGAUUCAAUCAACUAAUUUAUAUAUCAUUGCAAGGAAGAAAUAUUAUGAUUUACUAAAAGGUACUUUUCUAUGGAGCUUCGUGCAGUUGAAUUUGAAGACUAAUAGGAUAAUCCAAUUAUCAUUUUUAAAAAUAUUACUAGUCUCUUAUCUUGGAUCCCAUGCACAGCAAAUUUAGGCGUAGUAUAAUGAAACGAGAUCAUUUUCAACAAUCGUUUAAAAACUCAAUGAAGACAAUUCAUAACAAUAUGGGUUUCUUGAAGAAAAAUCCUGAGUUAUACAAUAAAACUCGACAAUUCUCUCUAUGGGAUAGCCGUAAAGUGGUUAUCAAUGCUUCCAUUAAUGAUGACGUGAUGACAUUUCCGGAUAACACGGUUCGAUUUCAUCGAUACAGUUGGUAUACAUUUCUUCCAUGUAGUGUUUUCAACCGUUUUACUAGCUUUCCCAACUGUUGGUUUUUCCUUGUUGUUAUUGUUUAUUUUCUAUUAAGUGGCUUUUCCUUUGUGUCGACAUUAAGUUUUUUUUUCUUUGCAGUUCAUUUUUUUUUUGAGGUUUUAGAAGAUGGUUUUCAUGAACUUCAAAAAUAUUAUUAUAGUAAAUCAUGGAAUAAUCGUUUGGUUCAUCUUAUCAUGAACACUGAAACAUGUACAACGAAGCGAUUGCAAUCUUAUCGUCUUUGUGUUGGAAAUAUAAUUUUUUUACAUGAUGGAGAAGAGGUUCCAGCUGAUAUCAUUCUUUUGUCUACUUCGGACAUUGAAAGUAUAGCCUACGUAGAUACAUCAUUCGUUGAUGGUAAGACAGACUUGACUAUAAAAAGUGCUGUAAAGGAAACUCGAGGUGCUGUAACGUUGCACGCAGUCGGUGCGAUACGAGGAAGAAUAAUGUGUGAGGAACCGACAGUCAAUCUAGACGAGUUUGCUGGAAAUUUAAGAUUGGAGGCACAUCCACGCUCGACCCAGUUAACUAUGAAAAAUUUUAUUCUACGAGGCUCGAUUAUUAAAAAUACAGAAUCCGUUUACGGUGUUAUUGUGUAUACGGGUCAUGAUACACGAAUAAUACUUAAUAAUAGUUUGGGCAACAGGUCUUCAAAACAAUCGAAUCCUAUUUUAAAUAGUUAUGUUUCAUUCUUCAUUUUACUUAUUUUAUGCACUCUUUCGGUUUCUUUCAUAAUUUCUGCGGAAAUCCGUAAGUAUGGAUUAUUAUCUACUGUUAUACAUUCGGCAGUAGUGAAGUCCUCAUUUUGGAGAAAACUACUACAGUUUUUUCACAUUUAUACGAAACUUCUGCCUAUGACCGUGAUAUUAUCGAUUGAUUGUUUAAAACUUAUUCGUUUCGUUUCUUUAAAAAAAGGUGUAUCGUUGUUGAAAAAAAAAGAUGAUAACCGAGUUGCAACAUCAUCUACAUGUUUAAAUGGGAAUGUCUCUUUAAUGUUGAGUAUGGUUGAUUUUUUAUUCACAGAUAAAACAGAAACACUUACUGAGAGAGCCCUUUCCUUGCAAAUGUGUUUAAUUAAAGGCCGUGUAUAUGGUGGACUCAUUAAAGAGAAUGGAUCGCAGCAACAAUAUGGGUUAAGCCGGCAUGGUGAUAUGGAGGAGAAAGAGAGGAACAUUAGACAAGGUUUUGGUCAUUCUGACAAUUCAAUUUCAAAAAAAAAAUGGUUACAAUGUUCCAUGAGAAAACAAACAUAUACAGGAAAUAGAUCGCUUUCCUUAGAACUUCGGUCCGUUUCAUCUUUUUCAAGAGAUGAUAGUUUUUAUACGAAUGAUUCCUUGCCCAUGCAUGUUGGCGGUUCUCUCGAUACUGUAUCCGAUAAAAAAACAUAUGAAAAAAAAUUUUUAACUUCAUUAUAUUUAUCAGAACAUAAAGAAUCAGAUUCUAAAUAUUUGACUCAUGCGUCCUCUAGUCAAGACGAAAAACUAAGCGAUACCCAAGUCUCCUUACAAUCAAUCACUGUGCCGAAGAAAUGCGACUAUUUAGAGAGUAUGGUAGUGUCGCUCUCACAUAAAACAAACGAAGCUGAAUCGCAAAUAAACGUAGAAGAAAAACUUGAACGACAAGUAUCUUCUCUUAGUGUUUUGCCGUGUGUUGACUUAAAAACUUUGUUUCCCUGCUGGGUCCCAAGAAAACCAUUUACAGAGGAACAUCUAUUGAAAAAAACUACAUUGCAUGGAAACUCUAUAUGCUCCUCAACAAGCCUUUCUACAAGAGAGCAUGAAACGAAACUUUUAAAAGAUUUGCGCGAUUCGCAUCGUCGAUGUGUGAAAGAUUCACUGGGUAUAUCUUCCACAGAUCGAUGUAACAUUGGUCUUGAAUUUGCAUUGAUGACACAGAUACCUGGUCGUGUUGAAACUAAAAAUUGCACCUUCAAAUCUGAUCAAUUACUCUCUGAUCUGCAAAAGUCAACGGGAAGGAGUCGGAUAAUCGAUCAUUUCCUUAAGGUUAUGGCUUUGUGUAACACGGCCAUUCCUUACACCAAGUUUACAAAAAACAUCAAUUCUGAUCACAACGCGAAAAAGAGUCUCUCAGAGUCUCUUAAAUCUUCCCACAAAUCGAGUGACUUGGCAACUGACUUAAAUCAAUCCCUACGGUCUAUGUCAAAUACAAAGAAGUUUGCAACCGCAAAGGAAUAUUUGACAAAACUAUCCUUCCCGUACCACAACUCAUUGGCUGCUUUCAAAAAAUAUGCUAAAAAAAAAACUAUACUCAAGGGGACGACAAAAGCAAAGAAAAAAAUCAAUAUGUUUAAACCACAUGUUUGUGCAAACAAUUUAACAAAAGCUAUUUCAGCAAGUCAACAACAAGUUCCAGUCGCAAGACCUCACCACUGGAGCUUCCCUUUUUCUUCAAAUCAACAUGCAUACAUCUCCAAAAAUUCUCUCGGAGCACAAUACCGCCGUAGGGUUACGAAAAGUACAACUUCUUUUUUCGAAAAAAACAAGACUUUCAUCUCACAAAAAUAUAGAUCUCAUGGGCAAGAAAAAACUGGUGCUACUUUUUCAAACUAUAGAAGUUUACAGGAAAAAAAGAAGCUGUCACCUUUGGCUCAUUGUCGUCAAACAGCAGAUAGUGGUUUACACCCAUGGAUCGCGUCUGCUAUUGAUUCCUCAAACGUUCUAACGGGUUUAGCUUACAAAGCAUCCUCUUGUGAUGAUGAAUGCCUCGUGUAUGCAGCUUCCUCUUUAGGUUAUACUUUUAUGUUGCGAACAAAAUCGUCUCUUUAUUUACAAAUUGACAAGGUGAUGCACCGGUAUGAGCUUUUAGAUAUGAAUUAUUGGGAUCCAGAAAGACGGCGUAUUUCUGUUUUAUUGAAAAAGAAGGACUCUCACUUAGCGGUUCUGUAUUGCAAGGGAGCCCCAGAAUCUAUGAUUCCGUUACUACGCUUGAGUAAUAUAGAAAGAAAAAAAUUGAUGGAAGAAUUACAAGAAUUCUCUUUCAAAGGAUUGCGAUGCUUGGUUUUUGCAUAUCGUCGUGUAUCACUUGAUGAAGCCGCUUUGUUUUGUCGGUAUCCAAGAAGUAGCUCGAAAUGGGCAAAUGUUUCGAGAAAGGAAAAGAUGUUUUGCGCACACAGAUUUGAGCGGAAUUUGCAAUAUUUAGGAAUGACUGGGGCAAGAGAAAAGUUAAAAGCAGACGUCCCACAGACUAUAGAAAUGUUUAAUGAAGCAGGUCUUAGGAUUUGGAUGGUAACUGGUGAUAAUUUGUAUAAUUCUAUUCAUGUGGGAUAUAGUUCUAAAAUAAUACCGGAUAAUUCGCUAAUUUUCAAUGGUGAUGUUGUAAUGAAACCAUCACUGAAAGGAAUUUAUCAUGUUACGUUAAAAAAAAUUAGUAAAAUUUUUGAAGAGUUUCGAUACAUGAGGCUAUCGACAAAACGUCAUCAAGCAAUUGCAUUUGUCAUCAGUGGUUCUUCCAUUUCAUUGUAUCUGCAAUACACUGAAUUCCUUUCUUUCUUUCUCUUAAUGACGUGUAGUUCGGAUGCCGUUAUUUGUGCUCGCGUUACACCACAACAAAAAGCACAACUCGUCAAUCUUAUUAAAACAAAACUAAAACCAUCACCGGUCGUUUUAUCUUUAGGCGAUAGCUCAGGCGACGUCUCUAUGCUUCAAGCAGCGGAUUGCGGAGUAGCAAUCAGUGCACGUGAAUCGUUCCCGAAUGUUGCUGGUUGCGACUUUGUUGUUAGAAGUUUUCGCGAUUUAAAAAUCUUAAUGUUUGUUGAUGGUCGCCAUAAUCUAGUUUAUACAGUAAACUUGAUGCUGUGUUUUCUAAUAAUGAAUGCCCACUUUCAUUUACCGAUUUUUUUUUUUAAAUUUUUUUCUGGUUUUACUAAUACAAAAAUUUAUAAUAAGCAUCUAUACUUGUUUUACAAUUUUUUCUUAUCUUUUGUCAUAACCUGUACCGCUAGUUUCCUUUAUAAUGAUAUACCGGAUUCUCUUUGUGAAAAUGUCCCCCUUUUAUACGCUUGGGCGCGACGGCACUUUUAUUUCAAUACAUGGGUUUUCGUUUUUUGGUUAUGUGAGGCUUCUGUUAUAUGUUGCGUUACAUUCACGAUUAUAUUAAACGGCAUGCUGCACACUCCAUUCACCUAUAUGAAUGGCAGUGGCAUUGACUUGAACAUAUUCGGAUUCGCUAUUUUAUACACAAUGGCUCUUCUUACAAAUUUUCAUUGUUUCUUCUCAUUUCAGCAAAUCAGUUCUUCUUCUAUUGUUUUCUUUAUAAUAACUGCUACAAUUAUUACAGUGUUCCCUUUCUUACUAAAUAUUUUUGGUUUUUCGGAUGAUAUUCUACACGAUUUCGUUCUACCUUGUUUUUCGUCAAACGCAUUCUGGCUGUCUGUCUUACUUGUUGUGCUGUGUACUUCUGCGUUAUCUUGCAUAUUUCAUUACCUUUACAAUUCGUUUUUUAAGAAUAUUGUAGAAGAUGUCUUUAAAGCUAAAAAAGAAUACGAAAAAUGCACGAGUAGAACCUUUAACGGAGAACAUGGUAAAACCACAACAUACGCUUAUUUGCGUGAACGAUUCAAUCCUCUUGUGCAUAAAAAAUUAUUGGAUAGCUUACCAGCAGCUUCUCAUUUUAAAUUAAAGGAUAUAAUGUGCACACACAUUCUAUCAAUAGAAGACUCUUGUAAAGCAAAUUUCAGAAAAAAGAAACAGUCUGCUUCAGAAAACAAAAUGCACUUUUCGUCUUCUGAAGCCUCUUCUACUAAGUAUGACAAAUCAGCUUUUUCGAGUGACGAUAGUGCGAGCAAAGAAGUGGAAAGCGAGGAUAAAUACGUUACGUCGCACACAUCGGACUCUUUUAUGUUGUUGGAACAGGGUACAAAGGAUGAGAAUACUCGUUUGUAUCAGGACACCCAAUAUGUUAAAAUUUCAAGUCUAGUUGAACGAUUUUCAUUAACUUUUAAAAAUCCACAAUUAGAAACAGAAUUCCGAGCGAUACGUCAUAAGGAAUACACUUCAAAUGCAGUGUGGUAUCGCUGCGUUUUACUUUUUCUUGUUGUUGUCUUCUUUUUGCAGAUAACAACCGAAAUAUACACUUUGGCCCUACUCAGACAUGAUCACACAUUUUAUGGUGUAAUUUUUGUUGAAGUAUCCUUAUUUUUAUAUCUUCUUUUAUCGUUUUGGAAAUGGUUUUAUGCAAUCAUUGAAUAUCUUCUUAUUUUUUUUUUCAUUUUGCUAACCAUUGGCUUUCAUUUAUCUGGAUCAGAUUCAAGUGUUUCUUUAACUUUUCCUUGUAUUUUUGGUAUUUUAGCCUUCGUCCUUUUUCAACUUCCGUUUUUAACAGCCUUUCUUCUAAAUUUUUUUUUUUUACUAGUUUUUCUUGUAGAUUCAUAUGUUUAUAAUUCUAACCGUCAAAUAUUAUUUUUACUCCUACCCUACAUAAUCGGCGUUACAGUAUUCACUGCAUUUACAGGCCAUACGCUUGAAUACAAUCAAAGAAAACAAUUUUUGCUCAAUUAUCAAGUAGAAGCAUGCAGAAGAAAACAAAGAGAAAUAUUGAAUACAAUGCUACCUUCAUUUGUAGUAAAGAAAAUGCUACGUUCCCCUUUAAGCAAAGAAGGAUUACCUCUUGAGUUGCAGGCGCAAAGUUGGACAACAAUUACCAUUAUAUUUUGUGAUGUGUACGAUUUUCAAACAAUUGUACGACUUUUAGAACCAACACGUCUCGUUGAAUUAUUAGAUUCUCUUUUCUUAUGUUUUGAUAAAUGUGGGGAACAAUUUCAUUGUACAAAGAUUGAAACUGUUUUCGAAACAUACUUGUCAGCAUCUGGUUUAACAUCUACGGUACCCACAACUAGUUCGUAUGAUUCUGUAAAAAUUUUUCAGCAAGAUGCUUUCAAUGCCUUAUGUAUGUCUCUUGCUAUGCUUGAAGUGGCAAGCUACAUAACAUAUCAAGUUGAUUUAUGCAACGCCCAUUGUGCUGGUUUGCUCCACGCUACUACGCGUGAUAUGGAUUCAAAGAACAUCUUGCGCCAGAGUACUGUUUUAACAAGUUCUUCUAUCAUCAAAAAUCAACGUUAUAAAAGUGGCCUUAAUAAAAAUGUAUAUACCCGUUUAGCAGAGCAGGAAAAUAACUGGAAAACAAACUUGGUUGAUCGAUAUGAAACCCGACGAAUUCGUGUGAAACUAGGAAUGCAUUCUGGUCGUGUCAUCAGUGGUGUAGUGGGUGCCAAAAAACCUCAGUAUGCUUUAUUUGGAGAUACGAUUAAUACUGCAAGUCGUAUGAAGCUAACUGGGCAACCCGAUUUGAUACAUAUUUCUAGUGCGACUUAUGAUCUCAUAAAAGAGUUGUCUACUUUCGAAUGGACGCCUCAACGUAUUGAUAUCAAAGGAAAAGGUAUUAUGACUACCUACUUACUAGCAAAAGUACACCAAGCAAGUUAUCCGGAUUUUUCUUCUAAACAUGAUUUAUCCUUACAAACUGAAUGGAAUUACAUAUCCCGACCAGAUUUUUUUUUGUCUCAAUCGCCCGACAAUCAAGCAAAAAAUGAUUCUUCAUCGUUACUUAAAGAAUCCCGAUCACUGGAAGAAGCAUCUCAGGAAAAAAAUAAUUUACACGGAACUUCAGAAAAAGAGAACCAUACAAAUAACGUAAAGCAUAUCUCAGAUAAAAAACUAUUCCAGCCGGAUCAGUUAUUUCAAAGAGCAUUAGAUACCAAAGGUUCAAAUAGUGAUUUCACAUUAUGUAGUUAUAGCAGCACUCAAAACAUAACAGGAAUAAUACCAGUGGAUACAUUUUCUGUCUCAAACAAAGCAGAACAAAAUCAAAAAAAACUUAGUGUACACUCUUUAAAAAACGCUUUUCUUUGCAGCUUAAAAUCAGUCGGUUUAUCGCGUGAAAAUAAAAAACGAAAUCAAACGUAUCGUACAUGUUAUAAAAACGGUGCGGUAAAUUUGGAAAGAAAACAUAACGUUCUGCCUUCGAGUUCCCUAAUUCAAACUCGUAUGAAAAAUUCAUCAAACAAAAAUUUAAAUGAAGCAUGGAGCCCGUUGCAAAACUUUCAUCAUGGACACUCAAAUAAUACGUUGCGAAGACGAUUUUUACACUACAUACCUUCUUUAUUACGUGGCUCCACACGUGUCUUAUUUAAAGAUAUUUUAAAAAAAAAAAAAAAAAUAUUACAAGUGUCUUUGAGUAAUGCAAGAAUGAGCGAUGACGAAGAGGAGGAAAAUAACCAUAUUUCAUUUUUCAUUCUUGCUAAGAGGUUAAAACUUUACUUUUUUACGCUAUCAUUUCAUACUCACGAACAAGAGAAAAAGUAUCAAAAUUAUUUUUAUACAAAAAAAUCAAAUUUUAAAACUAUUGAACAAUCCUUAAUUAUAUUUUUGAUAAUAUUUGUAACAUGUACAAUGCUGCAAUUAUUAUUUAAUGGUAGUCAACGUAGCGAAACCACCAAACAGCGUUUUCAACUCAGUAAUAUUGAUCAAUUCUGGACUGUUAAAGCCGUUUAUACAGUGGUUUGGUUUAUUAUGUGGAUACUCCUUCAUUAUCGUUCACAACAAGAGUCAAAUCAUCACGAAAGUUUAAGAUGGAUAACGCUUGUUUUGAAUGGUAUUUUUAUGUCUGCUGUUUUCGUCUUUAUGAUAUCUGGAGCUUGGGCUUUUGUGUUUGAAAACGAUUAUUUGGAGUGGCUCGACACUGACAGUUUACAACUUGUUUUUUUUGUAACCUUCAUGCAUCAUAAUACUGGAGUUUUAUUUCGACAUGUUAUUUUGUUGGAUGCGCUGCUUCUGUUGAUGGUUAUCAUAUAUGUUCUUAUAGUCUGCGUACCAACUACACAAACAAUGUUUAUCAUAUUUUUAAUAUGUCCUAUUUUGUUUUUUAAUGCUUUAUCAGCUCAUCUAAAGGAAAGGAUUGAUAGAACCACAUGGUUUGUCAGUGAGGAGCGACAGACUACUGAAGAUCGCGCUCGGGAACUAUUACGAGAUAUGUUGCCAAAGCAAGUCCUAGAGGAAUUUCAACAAGAUAAACUUAAAUUAGCUUAUCGUCACGAUCAAAUCACUUUUUUAUUUGCUGAUAUUUGCGGAUUCACCGCCUACGCCAAUAGCGUUGAUGCUAUCGAUGUUUUACAAAUGCUACAACAUCUUUUUGCUUCAUUUGAUAGAGAUUCAACACGUUUUGGAUUAUUUAAACUUUGUACAAUAGGGGACGCUUACAUUGCAGUAAGCGAACCUAGGAUGGAAGAAAAUUCUGAUUCCAAUCCUAUCGAAGGCGCAGAACGUAUUCUUGAAAUGGCCAGUAGUAUGAUUAUUAAAAUUGGCGAAGUCCGUCGAUCAUUGAAAAUUCCUUCACUAAAUAUGCGGAUAGGCCUUCACUACGGAAGUUGCGUCGGAGGUGUCAUAGGAUCAGGCAGACUGCGUUACGAUUUAUGGGGACUUGAUGUUUUAACGGGAAAUUUAAUGGAAUCCAAUGGGGUCCCUGGUCGAAUCAAUGUCUCCAACCAUCUAAAAAUUUUUCUUGAAGAACAAUUUCCAGGUCGGUUUCGUUUUUCUUGGAACAAAAGUGUAGUCGUUAUUGAUCGAGUUGUUAACUCAUUUCUGUUAUCAAAUCCUUUUGAUGAGGAAGAUUCCUCUUCUAAUCCGCACUAUUGAUAAAAAAAUACUAUUGUAAGAAAACAGAAAGAUAUAACAAAGUAUAAUUCAAACAUAUCAGCUUAAUUUUCUUUAUUGAAAACUUUUUUUGUCUGUAUUUGUUUCUGGAAAUAGAAUUGCAAAUACAACGUCUACCGCCUUUGUUUUUUUCUAAGUGAAUCGAUAUUUAAAUCUCCUUUGUUAGUUUAUGUAAAAAAUUUCACGUAAAAUUUAAAAUAAUUUUAAUGCCUUACAAAUCAUUUAAAAAAAGGAAAGUUUUAUUCUUGAUGAAUCGAAUC